This is a messenger RNA of Miscanthus lutarioriparius, 2859 nucleotides long. The record is from the annotation of a GenBank genome assembly. Lineage: Eukaryota; Viridiplantae; Streptophyta; Magnoliopsida; Poales; Poaceae.
AUGGCGUCGGCGUGGUCGGCCCUGCGGGUCCGCGAGCAGUUCAUCAGCUUCUUCGAGUCCAAGGGGCACACGAGGUGGCCGUCGAGUCCCGUGGUCCCCGUCGACGACCCCACGCUGCUGUUCGCCAACGCUGGGAUGAACCAGUACAAGCCGGUCUUCCUCGGCACAGCGGCGCCGGACUCGCCGCUCGGCCGCCUGCGCCGUGCCUGCAACACCCAAAAGUGCAUCCGCGCCGGCGGGAAGCACAACGACCUCGACGACGUGGGGAAGGACACGUACCACCAUACCUUCUUCGAGAUGCUCGGGAACUGGUCCUUCGGGGACUACUUCAAGGAGGAGGCCAUCGGAUGGGCCUGGGAGCUUCUCACUCAGGUAUAUAAAUUGCCCACUGAUAGAAUUUAUGCCACAUACUUUGGUGGUGAUGAGAAAUCUGGUCUUGCUGCUGAUACUGAAUCGAAGAACAUUUGGUUGAAAUAUCUACCGAAAGAAAAGGUUCUGCCUUUCGGCUGCAAGGACAACUUUUGGGAGAUGGGUGACACUGGUCCCUGUGGGCCAUGUACUGAAAUUCAUUUUGAUCGUAUUGGGAACCGUGAUGCUGCUUCCUUAGUUAACAAUGAUGAUCCAACUUGUAUCGAGAUAUGGAACCUUGUAUUCAUUCAGUUCAAUAGGGAGGCAGAUGGCACAUUGAGACUUUUGCCAGCAAAACAUGUGGACACUGGGAUGGGCUUUGAGCGUUUAACUUCUAUCCUUCAGAAUAAAAUGAGCAAUUAUGAUACAGAUGUAUUCAUGCCAAUAUUUGAUGCCAUCCACCAAUUGGCUGACGAUGGAAUUCAGCCAUACUCUGGUAAAGUAGGUUCUGAUGAUAUUGGCAAAGUUGAUAUGGCUUACAGAGUAGUUGCUGACCACAUAAGAACCCUUUCUUUUGCUAUUGCUGAUGGUUCCCAACCUGGUAAUGAGGGAAGAGAGUAUGUUCUGAGGCGCAUACUUAGGCGAGCUGUUCACUUUGGUCAUCAGAAAUUGAAGGCAAAGCAAGGAUUUUUUAGCUCGCUUGUAAAUGUUUUUGUCCAAUUGAUGGGUGAUGUAUUUCCUGAGUUAAAAGACAAUGAAAAGAAGAUCAAAGAUAUUAUUAGAGAUGAAGAAGAAAGCUUUGAGAACACUCUAGCAAAGGGUUAUGAAAAAUUUAAGAAAGCUGCAGAUGCUGUUAAGGAUAAUGGUGGAACUGUACUUAGUGGCCAGGAUGCAUUUGUUCUUUGGGACACUUAUGGUUAUCCAAUUGAUUUGACUGAGGUCAUGGCAAUCGACUACGGGCUGACUGUUGAUAAGGAGGGUUUUAAUGCUUCUAUGGAAGAAGCGAGGCAAAAAGCUAGAAAUGCUCGUAACAAGUCUGGAGGAAGCUCUAUUGCUAUGGAUGCGAAUGCUACAGCGCAUUUGCGCAAACAGGGGCUUGUCAGCACGGAUGAUAGCCCAAAGUUUCUGUGGCCCAAGGAACAUGAAAGUGUGGUGAAGGCUAUCUAUACUGGCUCAGAAUACAUUACUACAGCUACUGGUGAUGAAGACUUUGGCCUUGUGCUGGAAAGUACAAGUUUCUAUGCCGAACAGGGUGGCCAGAUAUUUGACACUGGGAGCAUUGAGGGGUCUUUUGGAACUUUUAAUGUGAACAACGUCCAAGUGUUUGCUGGCUAUGUUCUACAUAUUGGCUCAUUUACAAAAGGUUCCAAGGUUUUGUCUCUUGGUGAUAGUGUGAUAUGCAAGGUUGAUUACAACCGGCGCACACUGAUUGCUCCAAACCAUACGUGUACUCACAUGUUGAACUUUGCUCUAAGGGAAGUACUUGGUGAUCAUGUUGACCAGAAGGGUUCAAUUGUUCUACCGGAGAAGCUGAGAUUUGAUUUCUCUCAUGGAAAACCUGUCCAGCCUGAAGAUUUGAGAAAAAUUGAGUCCAUAGUGAACCAGCAAAUAAAGGAUGAGCUGGGUGUAUAUGCACUUGAAAUAAAAUUAGAGGAUGCGAAGCGCAUAAAUGGUCUUCGUGCUGUGUUUGGUGAAAUCUACCCUGAUCCAGUAAGAGUUGUAUCAGUUGGUCGCAAAGUGGAAGAUCUGCUUGCAGAUCCUGAUAGCAAAGAGUGGUUAUCCAUAUCGACUGAACUAUGUGGAGGUACACAUAUCACAAACACAAGAGAUGCUAAAGCAUUCGCACUCUUAUCUGAGGAGGGUAUUGCAAAAGGUGUUAGGAGGAUAACAGCCGUGACUGCUGGAUGUGCCACCCAGGCUAUGGAGUUGGCAUCAUCUAUUGAUUCUGAUAUCAAUGAAGCAGCUCAGUUGGAGGGAGCUUUGUUGGAAAAGAAAAUUGCUUCCAUCAAGAGUGGGCUGGAUGCAGCUGCUAUCCCUGCUGCAAAAAAAGCUGAUUUGAGAGGCAAGGUUUCAAAGUUAGAGGAUGAACUUAGGAAGGCAAAGAAGAAAAUGGGUGAGCAAAAUAUACAAAAGGCUGUGAAGUCUGCAAUGGAUGCCGCAGAAGCUGCUCUUUCAGGAAAUAAGCCGUUUUGUGUUACUCAUGUCGAUGUGGGUCUGGAUACCACGGCUGUCCGGGAGGCGGUUAUCAAAGUCAUGGACAAGAAGGGUUUGCCUAUAAUGCUAUUCAGCACUGAUGAGGCAUCAAACAAAGUUGUUAUCUAUGCUGGUGUGCCUCCUAAUGCUCCUAGCGGCUUCAAGGUGUUGGACUGGCUAACACCUUCAAUUGCACCACUCAAGGGAAGAGGGGGUGGCGGCAAGAACGGCAUCGCCCAGGGCCAGGGAAGUGACGCUUCUCAGCUCAAGGAAGCAAUGGCACUUGCGAACAGCAUUGCUUCAAUGAAGCUCUGUUGA